AUGACUGGACGUGGAAAAGGCGGAAAAGGAUUGGGAAAAGGAGGUGCAAAAAGACAUCGAAAAGUACUCCGAGAUAAUAUUCAAGGAAUUACUAAACCUGCUAUUCGACGAUUAGCAAGAAGAGGUGGUGUUAAGAGAAUAAGUGGUUUAAUUUAUGAAGAAACACGUGGAGUACUGAAAGUAUUUCUUGAAAAUGUUAUUCGAGAUGCAGUUACAUAUACUGAACAUGCUAAAAGGAAAACUGUAACAGCAAUGGAUGUAGUUUAUGCAUUAAAACGCCAAGGCAGAACAUUAUAUGGUUUCGGCGGAUAAGUUAUUAAAAUUGUACAUCAAUUUUUUUUUAAAAAUUACAACCGGCCCUUUUUAGGGCCAU
Apis cerana (Asiatic honeybee) is the source of this 373-nucleotide messenger RNA. Its product is annotated as histone H4. Lineage: Eukaryota; Metazoa; Arthropoda; Insecta; Hymenoptera; Apidae. The record is from RefSeq and is a predicted model, not a curated record. Gene Ontology annotation, molecular function: structural constituent of chromatin; DNA binding; protein heterodimerization activity. Gene Ontology annotation, cellular component: nucleosome.